AUGAGAGGUCUUCUGGUUAAACUGUGGAGUCAAUGCGACACAGUAGCUCUACGGAGGCUUAACAGUGCGUUGACCACCACCGCCAAUGGCCGCACAUUCAGCAGAUGCUGGGCUAAUUCCCGUUUAUAUGCCACCAGUAUUAAAGACAACCCGACACCGGAACCCAGUCAACGUGAACGGCCACACUGUAAUGUGGGCACCAUAGGGCAUGUGGAUCAUGGCAAGACGACACUGACGGCGGCAAUUACCAAAAUCCUAUCAACAAAAGGUCUGGCAGACUACAUACCCUAUGAACAAAUCGAUCGUGCGCCUGAGGAAAAGGCCCGCGGCAUAACCAUAAAUGCCUGCCACAUUGGCUAUGCAACCGCGGAACGCACCUAUGCACACACAGACUGUCCGGGCCAUGCGGAUUACAUUAAGAACAUGAUUUCGGGUGCCUCCCAAAUGGAUGGAGCCAUAUUAGUGGUGGCCGCUACGGACGGACAAAUGCCCCAAACACGUGAGCACUUGCUGCUGGCCAAGCAGGUUGGCAUACAACGCAUUGUGGUGUUUAUUAACAAGGCGGAUCUAGUCGACCAGGAGGUGCUCGAGUUGGUUGAGAUUGAAAUGCGAGAAAUGUUGUCGGACUUUGGUUUCGAUGGCGUCAACAGUCCAGUGAUAUGCGGCUCUGCAUUAUUAGCGCUACGCGACGAUCAGUCUAAGUUUGGUGUCCCCGCCAUUGAGCAGCUGCUGCAGCACUGCGACACGUAUAUACCGACACCCGAGCGGGAUGUCAAGGCACCCUUUAUUCUGCCCAUUGAUAAUGCAUUUACGGUGCCCGGACGCGGCACGGUUGUGGUGGGCACCAUAAAACGCGGCACCAUAGCGCGCAAUGCCGAAGCCGAUCUGUUGGGCUUUAGCCAGAACCUAAAGACCACCGUCAGUGACAUUCAGAUCUUCCGCAAGAGUGUGCCGCAAGCACUGGCCGGCGAUAAUGUAGGCGCCCUGUUGCGUGGCAUUAAGAUUUCAUCUGUAGAGCGCGGCAUGCUGCUAUGUGCGUCCGGCUCUGAGGAUAUAUCCAAUCACUUUGAAGGCUCCAUGUAUUUGUUGUCUCGUGCCGAGGGUGGACGCUCCAAGCCCAUGCUAUCCAAGUAUAUACAACAGCUAUUCAGCAUGACAUGGAAUCUGCCAGCACGCAUUGAUAUCGUGCCCAGCGAAUCUAUGUUGAUGCCCGGCGAGCAUGGUCAGGUGCGCGUCACAUUGUUGCGCAAAAUGGUCAUGACGCCGGGUCAGGCCUUUACAAUACGGGAGAAUGGAGCAACGGUGGCAACGGGCAUGAUAACGACCCGUUUGCCAUCUCUCGAUUUGCCCAAGAAUAAGCUAUCCAAGGCGCCGGUAAUUUGCUAAUAGCUCUUGUAUUGUACAAAUUCUUCCUUUAAAUUUUAUCGUACACGAGUAUUUAAUAUAAAUUUGUCAUAUUUCAAACAAAUGCCAAGGCUUACUUUUUAUUGUUUAAUACAGCCCAGUUACGUUUGGGGGCUCGUUCUUCAAAACACGCUAAUACAUAUAACUUACAAAAAAUAUGAGAAUACAUAAAUCGAAUACAGAAUCUUUACAAA
Drosophila virilis is the source of this 1598-nucleotide messenger RNA. It is a transcript of the gene mEFTu2, whose product is annotated as mitochondrial translation elongation factor Tu 2. Gene Ontology annotation, molecular function: GTP binding; translation elongation factor activity; GTPase activity. Gene Ontology annotation, biological process: mitochondrial translational elongation. Gene Ontology annotation, cellular component: mitochondrion. The record is from RefSeq and is a predicted model, not a curated record. NCBI's taxonomy places the organism in Eukaryota, Metazoa, Arthropoda, Insecta, Diptera, Drosophilidae.